UAAAAGUGUCAAAACUAGGACAUAAUAACCUACUUAAGAUAUUUUCACACUUUCGCAUUUUGGAUGAUAGCGUCAUAGUCCGUAUUUGCGAUUUGAAAUUGCUGUGCGGUGCUUAAAUCUGAUCCCAGCAUAAUCCACAAAGCCAAGUCACGCAACUUGUGUGGCACGUCGGACUUUGAUAAACUACGACCGACUGGCCAAAUAUUGAAAGAAUUGCUAGUAAGGAGAGUCAAUGACGAAGAAUUUUUUCGUCGUGAUCGUAAUUCUAGGGGCUAUUCUUACAAUAAUUAGCUAUUACAAUUUGAGUCGGGACAACUGGAAUGUGAAAGGAUUUCAUUCGUUAUUGGAGACUAGAUCAAGGAGUCACAUAUCUUCAACAAAAGCUCAAACAGGCUUCCUGGUGUCCAGUUCAAAAUGCAAAAUAGUCGACCUAGAUCCGUUCAACGAAGAAGCGAAACUAUUCUACUCCACUCAAAAUUACUAUAGAUGCACGAGAAGAGAACUUUUAACUUUUGUUACGAAAAAGGACAAUAUGGCGGAGGCCACACUGCACAUUAACGCAUCGCUAUUGUCGUCAUAUCAUUUGGAAAAUGAGCGAUGUUGCUAUUCGAAUAUAACCAGAGGUGCACACACGGAUUAUAAAAUCAACAUAACGACGUGCCAAGUAUUUACAAAUAAUGUCACAAUUUAUCAAGAUCCUGUCUAUGUGAACUGCACUGAUCAUAAAGGAACUUUUUACGAAAACGUCCACGUUGCUGUCACAACGACAAAACACAUUCAAACAAAAAUCAAAAAAUCUAAAAACAAAAGACCUCUAAGCGUCCUGAUGGUUGGCAUCGAUAGCAUAUCUCGCUUGAACUUUAUUAGAACUAUGCCCAGUACCUACAAGUACAUUGCAAGCAGUGGAUGGAUGCCCUUGCUUGGUUACAAUAAGAUGGACGAAAACACCUUUCCGAAUUUAAUGGCAAUAUUGACAGGUUUUAACUCAUCCACUUCGGACGAAGUGUGUAGACCGGAAAUAGUCGGCAAGCUGGACACCUGCCCUAUGCUGUGGUACAACUAUAGCAAACACGGAUACAUCACAGCUUUUGCAGAAGAUGAGCCGAACAUUAACACAUUCAACUACGCCAAAGCUGGCUUCAAAAAUCCUCCUACUGAUUAUUAUUUCAGGCCCUACAUUUUGGCCACACAUACCUUGACAAAAUAUUACAUUGAUUAUCUAACUUAUUGUACUGGCCCGGAAACUGCUGCGGAAAGGAUCAUGAAUGUAGCUAAAGAUUUUUCUGUGACCUUUAAGACAUAUCCAUAUUUAGGAUUAUUUUGGAUGAACAGCUUCAGUCACGAAAACGUAAACUCUCCUGGUCGCAUGGAUACGAGAGUCCAAGAGUUUUUGGAAGCUUUAAUGAAAAAGGGGGUGACAGAAGAUAGUAUCAUAAUUUUCUUCAGCGAUCAUGGAAUGAGAUUUGGAAAGAUUCGUUUAUACAACACUGGAUGGCUUGAAGAAAGGCUACCAUUCAUAUAUUUCUCGUUUCCCACUUGGUUCAAGAAAAAGUAUCCUGAGCUUAUGGAUAAUUUCAAAAACAACACGAACAGAUUGACAUCUCCAUACGAUCUACACAUGACACUGCAACAUGUUUUGUUACUACAAGGGAAGAUAUCAGAGCUCCAACCAAGUACCGGCUGCCCAACUUGUAGAUCUCUAUUCCGUGAGAUUCCUUAUAACAGAAGCUGUGCUGAGGCUGGUAUUGGGACCCACUUCUGUACUUGCCACGGAUAUGUACCGAUAAAACUUCCUCAACAUACAAUACUACAAGCAGCAAAACUUAUAAUAGAUGAGAUCCACAAGCGUCUCAAGGAUAUACCAGUUUGUUUACCUUACACGUUCCGUAGAAUCAGGAAGACAGCGAUUUCUCAAAGUGAUCUGCAUGGCAAUGAGACGUAUCUACUAGUUUUGAUCGAAACAAUACCUGAAGCUCUCUUCGAGACAACCUUAGUUGCAAAUGGUGACAUUUCACAAGGGAAUUUCUCGCUUGCCGGGGGUUACAUCAGCAGGAUAGAUUCCACCAAUAGUAAUGAUUGGUGUACAGAUAAGCUCAAAAGUCUUUGUUAUUGUCGCAGGAAGUCAAGAUUUUUGGAAAGCCUUCCGUCUUGGUUGAUGUUUUUGUCGAAUCCUUUUUCGAAUUCCUGAACAUCAAGUACUAUUUUGUUGUUUUAAUAAACAUUAUUCAAGUAAUA
Acanthoscelides obtectus is the source of this 2235-nucleotide messenger RNA. The record is from the annotation of a GenBank genome assembly. NCBI's taxonomy places the organism in Eukaryota, Metazoa, Arthropoda, Insecta, Coleoptera, Chrysomelidae.